ACGAAGCUUCACUGUGAGAGAAAUGUUCAGCUCCGAUGUGAUGGUGAUGGAGAGGGAGGCUCUGCGCAGCUCCCGGCCUCACUAGAGGCGUCCCCCGCUCCGUCCUGCGUCUCCUCACCUUCACGCCGCCGCCUCCUCUUCCUGCCCUCCAACAGCCGGGAAGGAUGACUGUGGUGUCCACCGAGAACAUGGACGAGACCUCCACCCUGCCAGGGCACCCGCAGGACCCCUACCCGCCUGACGACGACCACGACGACCACGACUGCUGCGAGCGGGUGGUCAUCAACAUCUCGGGGCUGCGCUUCGAGACGCAGCUGAAGACCCUCGCUCAGUUCCCGGAGACCCUCCUUGGGAACCCCAAAAAGAGGAUGCGCUACUUCGACCCCCUGAGAAACGAGUACUUCUUCGACCGGAAUCGUCCGAGUUUCGACGCCAUCUUGUAUUACUACCAAUCGGGAGGGAGGCUAAGACGGCCGGUGAACGUGCCGCUGGAUAUGUUCUCGGAGGAGAUUAAGUUUUAUGAACUCGGCGUGGAGGCCAUGGAGAAGUUUCGGGAGGACGAGGGGUUCAUCCGGGAGGAGGAGCGGCCCCUCCCGGAGAAGGAGUUCCAGAGGCAGAUCUGGCUCCUCUUCGAGCACCCGGAGAGCUCGGGGCCCGCGCGGGGGAUCGCCAUCGUCUCGGUGAUGGUUAUUCUUAUUUCAAUAGUCAUAUUUUGUUUGGAGACUUUACCCGAGCUGAAGGAGGACCCGAGCCAGCGGUACCAGAUCGUGGGGAACACGACCGUGUACUACAAACCGAACUUCCUCACGGACCCGUUCUUCGUGGUGGAGACGCUCUGCAUCAUCUGGUUUUCCUUUGAGUUGAUCGUGCGGUUUUUCGCCUGUCCCAGCAAGGCGGCAUUCUUUAAAAACAUGAUGAACUCCAUCGACAUCGUGGCCAUAAUCCCGUACUUCAUUACGCUCGGGACGGAGCUGGCCGACGACCAGGACAACAAGGAGGGGAAGGGCGGCGGCGAGCAGGCCACGUCUCUGGCGAUUCUCAGGGUGAUCCGCUUGGUGAGGGUGUUCAGGAUUUUUAAACUCUCCCGACAUUCAAAGGGCCUCCAGAUUCUGGGACAGACUUUAAAGGCGAGCAUGCGGGAGCUCGGCUUGCUCAUCUUCUUCCUCUUCAUCGGAGUGAUUCUGUUCUCCAGCGCCGUCUACUUCGCCGAGGCCGAGGAGAAGGAAUCGUUCUUCACCAGCAUCCCCGAUGCUUUUUGGUGGGCCGUGGUUUCCAUGACCACCGUCGGGUACGGGGACAUACCCGUGACCAUCGGAGGGAAGAUCGUCGGCUCGCUGUGUGCCAUCGCCGGAGUGCUGACCAUCGCGCUUCCCGUUCCCGUCAUCGUGUCCAACUUCAACUACUUCUACCACCGGGAGACGGAGGGCGAGGAGCAGGCGCAGCUGCUCAACGUCAGCAACCAGAACUUGGCGUCGGAGACCAACUCGAGCCGCCGCAGCUCCUCGGUGGUGAGCAAGUCGGAGUACAUGGAGAUAGACGAGGACAUGAACAACAGCAUCGACAACUUUAGGGAAGCGAACCUUAGGACUGCCAACUGCACGGCGCCCAGCCAGAACUGUGUGAACAAGGGGAAGCUGCUCACCGAUGUGUGAGGCGGCAGCAUCCGGGUGCCACGGUGUAAAUAUUGUAAAUUCAAUCUGGAUGCUUUAUCUCCAUUGGUGCAUUUUAUUCUUCUUUUGCAUUCAUUCAAACGCGUUGACACUACGAGCGUUCACGGCACACACAUGGUUAAUUUGUUUAAAGGUAGAGGCUCAGUUAUUUCAUGAAAACACAACGACGGCAGCAUUUGGCAAUAGUUCAACAAUCAUCAGGUGUCGGGGGAACUUUUUGAUAUAUUCACUUAGAAAAACAAAGAAAUCAAAAGUCUUUAACUUAUUUUUUACUACAUGUUAGAGAGGUACUCUACCAAUCGUGCACGAGAAGAUGAAAGAUGUUUCCCAUGCAGGAAGAGGAUUCUGAAAGUUGCAUCUUUUCCCAAACUAGAGGCUAUCUGUCUGUUUUUUUCUGACCUCUGUUGCCAUGGUUACUCGACAGGUUAAAAUGUUGGAACCAGGGUUUUGGAUUAGAAACCAAAGUCUGGAUAUUUUGGUCUCUGAUUGUCCAUCUUGGGUUGUGAUGUUUGACCCCUUAUUGGCUUUAACCAAACAGGGUCUCACAAAAGCAAGAAAAAAAGGUGUUAUCAACACGUUGCUCGCGUUUUCUUGAAUUUCCUCCCAUAAUCGAGACUCAAGUCGACAUUGUUUGGUUUUUAACGCCCCAAUUUUUAUUGUUCCUUUUAAAGUAUGGCUUGGUCAAGUUCGCAAACUUCCUCUUUGACAGUGUCACCACUUACCGUCUUAGAUAUUAAUAUUUACGUCUAAAUAUCCUGGCUUUUAACAAAGACAUUUACAGGAAACGUAGUAAACAAUGUUUAGCAACAACACUGGAGACCAUAGUCCGGAUCCACCAUCUUGGAAAGGGAUAUUUGGGAUACUUGGGUAAUUUAAGGCUACUUCCUUAUUGACCCCUUGAAAUUGAUUGGUUUUAAUUGGGCAGGGUCUAACAAAAGCACACAAAAAGGUGGUGUGCAAAGGGGUGUUGUUACCAAGUUGCCCCAGUUUUUGAAUUUUAAUCCCAAGAUGGAGACCAAAGUUGACUUUUUUGGGGUUUUCAUUGUCCCGGUUCUUUGGUUUUAACUUCAGGCCCUGGGCAAGUUCUCAAACUUCAACCCUAAGUUGAUCAACUUUCGCCAUCUUCCAUGUUGGGUGUUGAAGUUUCACUAAUCUAAACUUCAAGUUUGUGUCUUGGCUCCUACCAGGCACUGUCUAAGAAAGCAACUUUUGUAGUUUUUACCAUAAUGGGAAAUGUAGUCACCAUUGUUUUUGAAGAUUGCUCCCCAUUGGAGACCAAAGUCUGGAUAUUUUGGACUCUGUUGCAACAUAUUGGUAUUGAAAUAUAUCUUACACAUUGAAGAAUUUGUGCAAAACAGAAUUGAUGGAGUGCCCCUUUAACAGUUUCAUCAUCUUUACUUUGCUUGAAUAUGGAUGUUAGGCUGAGAUACUUCAGGUUUAGGCUGUAGGGAUCAACUCUCUGCGAUCUUUGUUGUCUUUAAAGUGUUAUUUAUAGAGUUACAGCUUGUCUUAUGAACUUAGAUAAUCAAUUUAAUGAAGGAAAUCUUGUUCCGGAGUUAUUUGAAGAUACAGCAACUUAAUGAAGAAAACUAAUCCACUAGAAGGAGGGGCUUUAGUUUACCCGUGUGCACCUUUAAACACAAGGUUUUAGAGUUAAAUACACACAUGUAAAAGAUUCAACGACUGCAUUUUAAGAAAUAAUACUUCAUCUUUCAACAGCAUCAGGUUUUUAAUUUGCAAAUUUUUAAAUGUAACGCAAGAAUUUAUCAAAAAAAUCUCCCUGACACUGACCAGGACCUUCGUGCAAAAAGACUACAAAUAAAGAAAAAUCAAUCAAAAAGCCCGACUAAGAUUUGACAAGCACGCUGGAGGACGACGUUCUCGCCAGAGGAAACACAUCGAGUGGAUUACAAGUGGAGCUUUUCUUGUGACACAACCAGGGACUCUUUUUGGGAAAAACUAAAACGUGAGAUGUUGAUCGGUUUUGUUAAAGGCACCUUAUCAGAAACAAAGUGGAAGCGUGCCGAGCCUUGUGGAGGAUUAUCUGCUGCUGCUGCUGCUACAGGUCGGCCGGAGGUUCCCUGUACGAUGCCAUGCAACACUCCUUUAUAUAAAAAAAAGCAUGUGGAGACUGUCUUCUCUCUUAUAUCGGCAUGCACAAGACGUUACCUCAUUUUUAUUUUUUACAUAUUUGCUCUUCUUUGGCCCUCAUCGCCCCCUGCUGGGAUUCUGUCCCUCCUUUGUUUUCACCAAAAGUGCACUGGCUAUUUAUUAUUGUUUCACUUAUUUUCAAGCAUUUUUAAUGUGUUGAAUGUUAAAGCAUUAAGGAAACGGGAACACUUCUUUUUCGAAGACCAUGGCAUGUCAAAAAUACUAAAAAGCAUUAUUGCCUAAUUAGCUAUGGUAUAGCUAUGUAUACUCAAUGCAUGACUACAGUAUUAAAUUGCUUGCAGCUGUGGAGGGACCGCGGGAGCCGGGGGGAUAAAGACGAUGAUGAUUCUGCUCAUUAUCGUCCAAGCUAACGACAGGAUACGUUGCAUGACGGAGAGCUAACUGCCGGAGGGGACAAAUCUGCUGAAAAAAAAAAAAAAACACACAAAAACAACGGGGAAAAAAAAGUCAGAAGAGACACAUCUGAUGAUCUCUGAAAAAAUGACAUUUCAGAAAAUAACAUCGUCCUUUUUUAUUUCUGUGAGGCUUCGAUCUGUGACGAUGGAGUGCAUGGGAUCAUUUUUAUGUGAUAUGUGACCACGUUUUAUUUCUUGCAUUUGUCUUUUUAAAACGGUUUCAAAUGAAGGAAAGCAGUAAUAUUUAACAAAUGACAAAGAUAUAUCUUAAAAUUAGUUUAUAGUGCCUUGAACCCCGUCUCAUUAGAAUUGACUAAAGUGCCUCCCGUUACCAUAGACGUGCAGCUUAUCUUCUCCUGCCAUAAAGAUGAUGCACUACUCCCUGCACAACCGGAAAAGAAGAGGUUACAGUCCAAUAAGAUACCAAUAUAUUCCUUAUUCUGGGGCUGGAUCGUUGGGCCGACAUAAACUAUCAUCGCUACUGGUUGAUGACACACGACUGCAGCGCACAUUCAUCGAGAUAAACGAGUUGAAAUAUGGACUGUCUUUGUAUAAACUUAUCUUUUGGUCACUCUGAUCCAUUUAACAUCCAUAAAAAAGAGAGUUGCUGUUCCUUCGCUAACACAGCAACACGUGUGGAAAGCUACAAACUGUUAGCUUUAAAACCAAACAGACGUGGAUGUUUGUUCAGGGAUGGUUAACCACUAACCUGCUCUGUCAGCAGACUCGUUAGCUGAAGAGUCUAAAACUUUUUAUUGGGUGGAAAUGGAAUUUACCACUAAUGACUACCCCUGGAUUAGCUUGCAUCGCUAAGUGGCUGUACUGGGAUCUAUUUGUGGUUGAAAUCAUUGGCAAUAUUUCACAAACUAUCGACUGAACUAUUCCCACUGUUGUCACUUAUUUUAAACUAAAGUAAACACAGAACCUGGGGUUAGCCGUUGUGGCUAAUUGCUAAAAAUUGUGCUAAUUGGAAGAUCAGAAAUCUAGCUGUUAGCUUAACCAACUACCAGACUAGAUAUUCAAACUUUAUUUGUGACCAAGUUCAACUGAAAGAAAAAACAUACAUCAAAUUGGCUAUAGUCAGAGACAUGUCCAGAAGGGUUGCACUGGCCCCCCCUUGAAAUCUGAUUGGCCACCCCAAAAAAUCCUAAACUAUGAUGAUUGGCUAUCUGCUUUGUCAGAGGCGGGACGUUUGUUGUUAACACAACGGUUCUGGUUUCUUUAAGGCCUCUUUAAUGCUAACAUCUUUGUUUAAAGCAAAUUUUAACAUGAAUACAAAAAUACAAAUAUGUCUGCUAGUAGCUGAUCACAAAGACCAUUUCAACUUACUAUAAGGCUCAUUGUUUCCUCUCUUUUAUAAAAGUACAGAUGAAUAAAGGCACUUAAAAAUACUUUAGAAGACGGGGCCGCAGCUGGAGUGAAAAACAACGACUGCUCUACUUCCUUUACUUCUAGGACAGACUUUAGUAAAGUGGACUUCUUUGUGUUUAGAUCGGUCGUGAUCUACAUUUUGUUUCUCGUCAUCCAAUCCCCACAUGCAAAUCCAAAACAAUUUGUGGCUAAUUUACGAGUUAAUAAGUGAUGUAUUUAUUUAAUUUAAUCAUUUUUGCCAGUUUGUCCCUUUCGGCGCACCGUACUUAACCCAGCGUAGCGUCAUCUUAAACAGCCAGAGUGACGAAAAACGAAGGACACCGUGGCGCCUUUGAAUGUCUCACUUCACUUCCAUACGACGAGUCAGAGGUCAUAUCCACGUUAUGACAUCACACACUUUUUUUAAUGUUCCCCUCUGCAGCGAGUUCCUUUUGCCGUGGUUAAGUAACUUUCUAUCAACUGGAAGUUCCUUAUUUUCUUUCAGAAUAAAAGCAUGCAUUUAUACAAACAACAAGUGAAGCACACUCAGCUUGAGACAAAAUACAAAAAAAAGGAUAACAAACUCUUUUGAAAUGCAACAUAAUGGAGUUUCGAACAUGCAAUUUUAAGUAUUUAUCAUUUGACAGCUUUAGUGUUUAAUGUUUUUCUGACAACACUGGCAGAAAUUAAUUAAAUAUAUCUGGUUAUUAAACACACACAGUGCUAAUUGCUGAGACAUUAAGUGUCGAGUGUGACUCUGUAAAUGGGGAUUUGAUGAAGGGACAAAAAUAUAGAAUCUCUGGAGAGCUGAAUUAAAAAGAUGAAAGAAAAGAAUAAUUUUAUAAAAAAACAGCCACAGGUUGCAAAAACCUUCACAGCCCCCCCAAAGCUAGCUGAAAGCUACGGCCCUGGCUGCAGCACUGAACCUUUUCAAAAAGGACUCCAGAAGACCUGCUGCAGAAUCAGCAGCUCUCGUGCUUCUCCUCUUAUCAACUGCCAUUGCCAGAGGAACUGAAGUGCAGCUGAACCAAACGGCGUCCUCUGGCUGCACAAACACUGCCGCUCUCUGAACCUUUGGGACCAAAAACCUCCUGCUUAAAAUAAACUUCUGCUUCUUUUUUAAACGUAUGGAAACAAUGAGCCUGACACGUUCACUGCCUUUCGUACCACAAGCCUUUCUUUUUUCUGCGUCUCACAGAUUUUGAACCAUCCGAGCUGCUGUAGCAUCAUCAGACCGCCUCUAUAGACGAUAUUAAUGUGAUUCUAUCUCAGCUCGAUUAAGGCUACAUGUCCUCUAAGUGCUGAUUAUAAAGAAAUUAGGGAGGAAAUAUGUUUCCGAUGCCUGUGAGAGCUCAUCUGUGGAUGCUGCUGCAGAGAGAUAAUGAAUGUGACCACAGUCAGUGUGCAGAGCAGCGUUCAGCUCAACAUUACCACAGGCAUUAGUCACUCUGCAUGUCAGUAAAAUGGCUGCUGCUGCUGCUGCUGCUGUAUUGUUGUUGUGAGGAGGGAGCACAUGGCUGUCUGUGCUGCGUGUUUUCAGGUCGACACGAUGUUAGACGACAACACUGAGGACUGAUUCAUGAAUGUGCAGGGAUGAUAAAAGCCUCCACAGGAUGUUAAAUGAAAGUGUCGAGUCGGUCCGAUCUCAUGAAGCGUGCAUCAUGAAGACUCAAAGUUUGUGCACGAGUCAGCAUUAAACCUGCAAGUGAUCAGUUGUGACUUUAAGUGAGGAUCUCAUCUUUAAUGUGCAGACUCCCUCUUUGCUCAUUGAACUUAACAGUGACAAGGUAAUUCAGAUACUUUAAGGCUUUUUUAUGGGAGCGUGCAUAUGUAUGCACAUUUCCUUUUGCAUAAAUUUGCAUAAAAAUAACUCUACCCUGUGGGAACAUAAGUCCUAAUUUUGAGAGAAUUCUUAGAAAUGUGGGAACAUAGGGCAGUGGGACCAUUGGUCUGUGGGAACAUAGGGCUGACCCCUUUUUUUAUGGUUCCAAGAAGGACACUUGAAGAACGUCCAGUUCUCAACCUGCACAUUCAGGGGUCUAACCCUUCAGAGUGUGACGCUGUAGGAACCCGUUUAAUGUGAGCUUCUGGCACAUUCCUCUUUCUUACUGUUCCACUUUGCAGUGAAAGUCUGUUGACAUAAUUUAAAGAGCCUGAAAAUGACCUUUAGUUGUGUCAGAAGUCAGAUAUAGAACGCUGGACUUCUUAAGAUGCACAUGUUUCUAGAGUCCAGCUUUUGAUGGUUUUAACAGAAUCAGAGAAAACUGGAGUCGGUCUUUGUUCUUCAGACUUCUACAAUCACACAGAAUCUUCUUGCCUAAACGUGAAGAUUAUUUUUGUUGUUUUUUGUCCUCCAGACAUUGUUGUAGUCCGAUAGAAAGAGCUGUACUGAAAACAUGCAGGGUGUCAUGACAAAUGUGAGAGUUGUGAUUGAUCUGAGGGGACUCAAUGAAACCAUUCUGUCAGUAUAGGGGGGUGUUUGAUGAGAGAACAAUCUUCAGAUUGUGAGUGAACCUCGCCCUGUAAGGUGUUGGUUAUUUGAAGAGGUUUGAAAAUCAGAGGUUGCGUGUGUUUGUGAGAGCAGAAAAAACAUCUUAAAAGUGGAGCUUCUUCUGUGGACGCAGCAGCAGCAGCAGAGCCUCGUCUGACUCACAACAUUUAGUUACAUAAGAGUCUGCAGGUUUUUUUUAUGAUUAUUAGUCCAACUAAACAACUUUGAAGUAAAAUCAGCAGCAGGAGGAUUAAGGUCUGCAGACUCACCAGCUGGGUUUCUAUCUGAAACUGUUUUCCUGCAACUUUCAGAGUUUAAGGAGCCGGAUCAGAGCUGAUGUGUGUGUGCUCCUCAUCUGCAGCUGCACAAGUGUGUGUGUGUGUGUGUGUGUGUGUGUGUGUGUGUGUGUGUGUGUGUGUGUGUGUGUGUGUGUGUGUGUGUGUGUGUGUGUGUGUGUGUGUGAGAGUCGGUAAUGAGAUGAAUUGAAACACCUGUUUGGGUGAGAAAGGUCUUGAUGACUCUCCACCUUGAGGAGUAUUUGUAGUCAAAAAACAGCAACUGGAAUACAAACCGAGGCGGUGCUCAGCUGCUAAACUUUCAAUGAAUCACACUCUAAUUAUUUUUAUUCAGUGCACAACAAGUCAGCUGAGCAGGCAGAACACCUGAGCUUACUCGGCUCAAAGGACUGACACCUCAGCACUGAUUACCUGCAGUUUAAUCCAGCCUGCGGUGCUCCGGUUCAGGAUCAGAUUUAACACCUGCCCAUCUUCAACUUGUAUUUUUCUUGCCUGUUUUUAAGUCCUAGUCAGCACAUAGUCACGCUGUAAGCCGGUUUCUCCUCAGAUAUCAGAUCCUACACAGACGAGUCAAUUCUCUGACUUCAUACUGUAAAUCUCAUUUUAUCUUUUUAAGAUUACCAAAUGUGCAGAAAAGAGUUUUCUCUGAGCUUUGUGCACGCUUCAUGUUUCUUCUUUCGCACAAAGCUAAAUAUAUUUUUGUUUUGUGCAAAAUCAAACGAUUGUCCUGAACUAAGAACGUACGACAGUUUAUGGGAAACGCCCGAGUAUGUGUUGCAGUCCACGUGUGUCAUUGACCAGCAUCCGGCCCGUUUCAUGACCCGUUGAACGUGUGAGAAACAAAACGUCCCUUUAAUUAAUGUUUCAGACGGAUACAAACAACAUGAACGCAUACGACGGUGCUACGUGGUAAACAUGCAGUAAAAACCCUGAGGGAGCAAAAUGACAAAUUUCACUGGUUUUUUUUGAAGAAUUAAAUCACGUUAAAAAAAAUAAACUUCUAUAUUUCGUGACAGAAAUGAGAGGAAAAAAAUUAAAACGACAUCAGGGUAGUUGGUAGUCUUGUGGGUUUGAUUCGUUUUGUUCAUGUUUGUCGAGUUUUCGGCCAAAGUUUGAAACUUUCCUGCACCAGAACUCACCGAAGGGACCAAAUGAAGUUUUCUAGUUUUUCAUUUCAUCAGAGCAGCUCAACACAGACGGAUGGUAUUAAAAAAAAAAAGCAACAUUUUCUAGAUUAAAGGUCAAAUGUUUUCAAAAACCUUUCAGUAUGUUGUCAUUUGUAAUCUUUGGACAUCUCUGUUUGGUACGCAGUAAAAAAAGUAACACUUCACCUUCUUAAAGGUUUUUAAAGGAUUUCUUGUAGAAGCUUCCGACUGCCCAAAGUGAUCAUAUAUUAAAGGAACAGCUGAUCCAUCUUCACUGAGCUGCAGAGCAACAAUCUCUGUCUUCUUUUCAGGAUGUGUUUUUGUUUAAUUCUCUUUUCCUGACUCCUCACAUAAGCCAUCCACGCAGAGUUUCUCAACCUGUUUACGGACUUUAGAUCGAUUCUGGUUCCUAAAGCUUCCUUAACUGGUGUUCAGAAACUUCUUCAAAGGAACAAUGUGCGACAUGUUCCACAAAUAAAUCAUCAAGUCUGUCCUGUGUAAA
This is a messenger RNA of Labrus bergylta (ballan wrasse), 10021 nucleotides long. NCBI's taxonomy places the organism in Eukaryota, Metazoa, Chordata, Actinopteri, Labriformes, Labridae. The record is from RefSeq and is a predicted model, not a curated record.